AACUUAGAAAUGCGCAAUUCUUUAUUUCCAAAAAUUUGGCGCCUCGACAUUUUUCAUCAUAAAACGCGCAAGUAUGGAAACUUUGAAACCUAGCAACAAGCCACAGUUUUGGUUAAAGUCACGUUGGUUUCAAGUAUUUAUUAUUUUAUUGUGUACAAUGUGUAUAUUGUGUUUGUCGUUGAACCCUGAAACGCUUGCAAAGUUAUCACUGGAAGCUUUUCAAGGCAACUCACUCUUAACCCCCAAAGAGUCGGUACAAGAUGCACUUUGUGACGUUCAUACUUUAUAUCACGAAAACCAAGUGAAGCUGAAUAAGAAGCUUUCAAAGUUGGUGCAGAGAACUUUCUUUCGCAUUUUCAAGGUAGACUUGUCAAAGGAAUGUCCAUUUUGGCCCGAUGAUGGACAGUGUGCGCUUAGGGACUGUAGUGUUUGUGCUUGUAGUGAGGACGAGGUACCUGUGCUUUGGAGACUUGGAGGUAACCAAGAGACUUCGUCUUUUCUUUUCAAAAGCUCGGUGGCCACUUGUGAGUCCUCUGGUGGAAGAGAUGUCUUGAAUGAUGUAGAUAGAAACUUGGGUGAUGCACAGUUUCAUAAGUGGCGAGAAGAAGAUGAAGACGUUUGGAUUAUUGAAGAUAGCGAUGACAGUAUGAUAUAUGUGGACUUGAUUGCCAAUCCUGAGAGAUAUACUGGUUAUCAAGGAGUUAGUGCUACUCGAGUAUGGAGAGCGAUUUAUAACGAGAAUUGUUUUCUUUUCGCAGAUAGCUGUGCUGAUCAAGAAGUUUGUUCACUGCAACAACACCAUUGUAAAGAACAGCGAGUAUUUUAUCGACUGAUAUCAGGAAUUCAUACUUCUAUCAAUAUGCAUAUUGCAAAGGAGUAUUUAUUCAAAACUCGUUGGGGUCCCAAUGUCAAAUUGUAUCAAGAAAGAGUGCGACAAUUCCCGGAAAGAGUAGAGAAUUUGUAUUUUGCGUUUGCUGUAAUUCUUCGAGCCAUAAGCAAGGCCAUGCCUCUUCUGUUACCAGAAGUUUAUGAUUACCGCACAGGCAAUGUGACUGAAGAUGAAAUAACUUCACAAGUACUGAGAGAUGUAUUCUCCUGUUCGAAAUUAUUAACUCCCAACUGCUUAACUUUUGAUGAAAGAGAACUUUUUCGAGCACCUGAAGGCAUUUUUGUUCAAAAGCAGUUCAAAGAGCAUUUUCGAAACAUUUCAAGGAUUAUGGACUGCGUAGGUUGUGAAAAGUGUCGUUUAUGGGGAAAACUUCAAUUUCUUGGCAUUGGAACAGCAUUAAAAAUACUAUUUGAUGAGCCACUGUUAUCCCUUCAGCAUAAUGAAGUGAGCUCCUUGUUGAAUGUAUUGCACAGGCUUUCGACGAGCGUUAUGACUGUCGCAUAUAUGGAACGAUUGCUUCUUUUUCAAAGAAUACGAGAAUGGUCGUUUGUGACUUGUUUCAUAUCGGUCGUUGGUUUUGUUUUUAUGUUGUGUUUUAGACGUUCACAUUGGGAACGAGAAGAGCUCAACCACAAGAUGAAGUCGGUUUAAUAUCUCAAUUUUUUCUGGAGAUGGAAAUAUUUCACAUUUCUGUGCAAGUUGCCACAUUCAUUCAUCAAAACUAUAUAGUUGUGGUUGAGAGGACUCUACAGAAUAAAUAGGAAUAUUUUUCU
Galdieria sulphuraria is the source of this 1662-nucleotide messenger RNA. RefSeq names its product ERO1-like protein beta. The transcript has a single exon. Bases 74 to 1540 code for a protein of 488 amino acids. Lineage: Eukaryota; Rhodophyta; Bangiophyceae; Galdieriales; Galdieriaceae. Gene Ontology annotation, biological process: protein folding in endoplasmic reticulum. Gene Ontology annotation, cellular component: endoplasmic reticulum; endoplasmic reticulum membrane. The record is from RefSeq and is a predicted model, not a curated record. Gene Ontology annotation, molecular function: FAD binding; thiol oxidase activity; protein-disulfide reductase activity.